Molecule: messenger RNA, 637 nt
Organism: Cannabis sativa
Lineage: Eukaryota; Viridiplantae; Streptophyta; Magnoliopsida; Rosales; Cannabaceae
Exons: 1
Coding region: 228-434 (68 amino acids)
Source: RefSeq, a predicted model, not a curated record
CCAAACUUAAAUCAUAAGUGUAAAAAUCUUUUGUUAUUAACAAAACCCCUUUAGAAAUAUCUUGUGGGAUUCUCAUCUUAAUCUCUCUUCUUUCUAAAGACAGAAGGAGGAAGAGAGAAAACCAAUUCACCAUCCCAUUCAAUUCUAUAAUCAUCCAUACUACUUUUUUUUGUUCAAGGGAACUAAGCUCUUUUUUGUCUUGUUUUCUUACAAGCUCAAAGUAAAAAAUGGUUAAGGAAAGAAGGAACUUGAGUUCUUGGCUUGAGGUGGCUCCUGCCCUCAUUAUUUACCCUCAAAAGACUUCUAACUCCCCUGGUUUGGAGACCAUUGCCGAAGAGAGUGAAGAAUUUGACGACGAAUCUGAUAUUGGAUACUUUUCUUCUCCAACUCUCAACUUUGAAUCUUUGAAAAUGAAGAGUUGUUCACGUUUUUAAAUAAAUAAUUUGGAUAUAAAAGUAAGGUGGUUUUAUAUUUUUUUGUUGUGAUGCACAAAUUAGUGGUGUUAGAAGAAUAUGUUGAAUGUACUUGAUCAACAAGCCUAUAUUGUAAAUUUUGUAAGUAGUUGUCUUUUUUGUUUUUGUUGGUAUGUCAAAUGUUUGAGUCCACUAUUUUUCAAUGAAAAUAUUUGAAAAGAAAA